ACUAACUUUUCUUUGCCUUUCUUUGUUGGCUAUUCUUCUUUUUCUUCUUCUUUCAAGACACCUCCUGCUCCCCUCCCUCUACCUUGUAAUUCCUAACACACAAUCAGAAACCCAAAAAAAAUAUUAAACCAAAUCACCAUGGGAGGAGGCAACGGUCAGAAAUCAAAGAUGGCUCGUGAGAGGAACAUAGAGAAGCAAAAAGCUGCAAAGGGAAGCCAACUUGAGUCUAACAAAAAAGCUAUGACUAUCCAGUGCAAGGUGUGCAUGCAGACAUUCAUAUGUACCACAACAGAGGUGAAGUGCCGGGAACACGCUGAAGCAAAGCACGCGAAGUCCGAUGUGUAUGCCUGCUUCCCGCAUCUUAAAAAUGACGCCUGUAAAAAACUAAUUUCUUAUUCCACUCGAAAACAUUUGACUCGACUCUCUUUGUUUUUCUUGUUUCUUUAUGCACCUUCCUUCGCUGUCUAUCUUCCAUCUAAAAAAAUGGCUCGCCUUUACCCUCUAGCUCUCUUUCUCUCCUUUCUUCUCACUAUCUCCCCCUCGCUUUCCACCAACUCUGAAGGAAAUGCUUUGCAUGCCCUGAGGAGUAGGCUUUCUGAUUCAACCAAUGUGUUGCAGAGUUGGGACCCGACUCUUGUCAAUCCCUGCACCUGGUUCCAUGUCACUUGUGAUUCCAGUAAUCAUGUUACUCGCUUGGAUUUGGGUAAUUCUAAUAUUUCUGGAACCUUGGGACCUGAGCUUGGAGAACUCAGGCAUCUAAAGUACCUGGAGCUUUAUAGGAAUGAUAUAGGAGGGAAAAUUCCCACGGAGUUGGGUAAUUUGAAAAACCUUGUUAGCAUGGACAUGUAUGGCAACAGGUUUGAAGGAGAAAUACCCAAGUCUUUUGCCAAGUUGAAGUCUCUCAGAUUCCUUCGACUAAACAACAACAAGCUAUCAGGAUCUAUUCCAAGGGAGCUCACAACUCUUAAAGACCUCAAAGUUUUUGAUGUUUCUAACAACGAUCUCUGUGGAACAAUUCCAGUCGACGGUCCCUUUGCCUCUUUUCCAAUGGAAAGUUUCGAAAACAACAAGCUUAAUGGACCUGAGCUGAAGGGACUAGUGCCUUACGACUUUGGAUGCUGAAGAAAGCUUGAACUUAGUCGACCCUCCUCGAAGACUGUAAUGCCGAAACUUAUCUAAGAUAAUUUAGCUGGGGAUAUGCCUUGUUACGACAUGUAGUUGACAAUGGCACGUUGUUCAUGCGUAGAAGUUAAUCAAGUUAGCAAAUAAAAUGGUUAUACAAGAUCUGCGAGUUGAUCAUAGACCUCUUAUCCUACCUUCCUCAGUGCUAACGGAUCUUUGAUAUUGGAGCGCAGGGAAACAUCCCUCAUUAGGCAAUGGAGGACAGUGUCCGCAUUAUUAAUAUGUAAAAGUGAGCAGCCAAAUUAGUAUUCUACACGGCAUCUGCUAUAAAUUUUCUCUGUUUUCACUCUGAACCUGCACAAUUUUUUGUAACCUUUUUGAUGGAUUUGGA
Messenger RNA from Populus euphratica (Euphrates poplar), 1513 nucleotides. Its product is annotated as somatic embryogenesis receptor kinase 1-like. Bases 139 to 1122 code for a protein of 327 amino acids. The record is from RefSeq and is a predicted model, not a curated record. The transcript is spliced from 10 exons. NCBI's taxonomy places the organism in Eukaryota, Viridiplantae, Streptophyta, Magnoliopsida, Malpighiales, Salicaceae.